CCCCAUAUGACCCGCCUCCAACGCAGGCCACCGACCAAUCGGGAAGCGCUUUCACCUAUACGUAAUGACGUUUCCGCCUUCGCGCGCAUGCGCAGUUUCAUUUCGUCCAGAGCUCCUCACGGUUCACAUCGAAGAUGGCGGCAGGCUUCGACCUGCUGGUGGAGGAUUCUCUAAUUAAAAGAGUGGGCAAGAAACUUUUUAGCGAGAUUGCAGGUUGUGCCAGAAACGAGCGCAGCACAUUUUAUUGCAUUAACUCCGAGGGAAGAGCACGGGCAGUUGUAAAGAACAAUGCUAACUACGGGAUAGGAGGGAAUGCAACUAGCUAACGUUAACAUUUGUGAGCAAAGAAGCUAUUGGCUACGAGACUUGUUUUUAAAGCAGGUAAUCUCGCAGUGUGUUAAACUGCGCUACGCGGUCAAAAUAUUUCUUCACCACACGAGUUAAAGAGAUAAGGGCGCUCGAUAGAGCCUCGUUUCCAUCGUGAGCCGCGCUCCCCUCACUCUUCACACGGUUGUUUCCUACUUCGCAGACGUACAGGAGGGAAAAGGGGACGGUUUCUGAGUCCCGGCUGUUAGCUGUGGAUGCGAAUUAAAACACGGAUUUACACUCGCCGCUUCGCUAGAGACUUCAGCGGAGCACGGCUAACGCGAUCCGGUGUCUCCAAAUGCUAUGGUAACUACUUUGCCUGGCCACGAAGUCAAGCUCGGGACGUCAACAGUACAAACUUUGGACGGAGGCGAUGCGAUGGAUCCGCGUUCAGAAAGCACGCCAGCGUCGAGCGGCUCCUCGAGCGAUACAACCGCUUCAGCUCCCGUUAACGUUACCGUGCCGGUGGUCAACAACGGGCCCGGUAUAGCGAAAGGACUUGUGACUGCAUCUUCUACUUCAAACACCGUGAUCCAGGCGUCUUUCGUGAACGCGCCGAGCGCGCCAGGCGGAACCGCCACCGCCACCAUCAGGUCAUCUAUGCAACCCGCGACUUUAACCAUUAACGGGAAUAACAGUAACGCCAGCUGUGUGCUGACAGCUGCGCCGCUCACGCACGCGCAGCCUCCUGUCAACGUGAGCGUGAGUCCGGCGGUGCCAAUCAAAGCCGAGUCACCGCAGACCGUGAUUCAGAGCGCGGCCCAUACCGGAUCUCCGCAGGUCUCCCCCGGGGCAGCCAAAGGCGCAGGGCUGAUGCAUGCGACGACGGCGGUGAGAGGCGGAGCCCCGGUGACAGGAGGCGGGGCUCCGGUGACAGCAGCCGCGGCGGGAGGCGUGAGGACCAUCGCGCCGCAACAGGUGCUCGCGCCCCGCCUCCCACAGAGCACCCCGGGUCACCCCAGCAUCCACAACAUCCAACUUCCUCCAGGUAUGGUGCUGGUGCGAAGCGAAGCCGGCCAGUUGCUCAUGAUCCCUCAGCAAGUGCUGGCUCACAUGCAGGCCACACGCGCUGCAACUCCUGCCAGCACCACGCCCGGACAGGUCACCUCCACACAGCACGUCACUGACGGGUCUUUCCUCUUAGAGAGAGUGACAGAGAGAGAGAGAGAGUCCGAGAAAGAGACCGAGGGAGAGCGUGAGCGAGACAGACAGACAGAGAAAGAGACAGAGAGAGAGGGAGAAAGAGAGACAGAGAGCGAGAGAGAGAGAGUAAGAGGGAGAGAAGAAAUGCAGAGCAGCUACUGGCUAAAUCAUGACCAUGCUGGAACCCCUGGCGCAACCAUCAUGGCCAGACCAGUGACUCCCACCACCAUCAUCAAGCAGGGAUCACCCACAACCAGCAGCACCACUGCUCCCACACUGCAGAGACCACCUGUACAGCCGGCGUCGGUGGGCUCUGUGUUGGCAGUGCAGCCGGGUACCGCCCAGAGGAUGGUAACUCCCACUACGGGGACCAGCGUCACCUUGGCAACGGAGACGAUGGAAAAUGUGAAGAAGUGUAAGAACUUCCUGUCCACGCUGAUCAAGCUGGCCACCAGUGCGAAGCAGUCAUCGCAAACGGCUGCUAACGUCAAAGAUCUGGUUAAGAACUUGCUGGAAGGGACGAUUGAAGCGGAGGACUUCACCAGCAGGUUAUACAAGGAGCUUAACUCUUCACCCCAGCCUUAUCUCGUGCCUUUCCUAAAGAGGAGUCUUCCUGCGCUGAGAAAACUCACCCCGGACUCGCUGGCCUUUAUCCAGCAGAGCCAAGGCCUGCAGCCCACCAGACCUGCAGCCACUGUGGUGCUGACCAACACUACAACGGCUAAUGCUGCCACUGUUGCUACCGCAACUCCUGCUGCAUCUGUACCUUCUGCAACUCCAUCGAUUUCCGCAGGGACUGCAGCAACCAUCGCAUCUGCUGCAGUUGCCACGGCCCCGCGCACACUCACCCAGCCCUCUCUUGCCACCACCAGCCAGCCUGCUUCACUGGUGUUGCAGUCUCAGCAACAGGGUGCGAUUGUGAAGUCCCCCCAGGUUACCCUGGCUACUCCCAUGGUAACGCUCAGGGGUCAGCCGCACAGCCGCAUCGUAGUGGGGCAACCUCAAGUGCAGGUCAAACAGCUUAACACAGUGGCUGUGAAGCCCGGGAUGGUGAGUGGAGCGAAGGUCUCUCCCAGCCCCGUGGCUUUUAAUGCAGCUCAGAAGAACAAGCUGAAGGAUGCCUCUGGGGGGACGUUCAAGGAUGAUGAUGAUAUCAAUGAUGUAGCCUCCAUGGCAGGCGUGAAUCUAUCGGAGGAGAGCGCACGAAUCCUGGCCACCAACUCCGAGUUAGUGGGGGCCGUGACUCGCUCAUGCAAGGAUGAAGCCUUUCUGUUCUCAGCCGCACUGCAGCGCAGGAUACUGGACAUCGGUAAACGUUUUGGAGUGACGGAUCUGGGUCCCGAGGUGGUAAACCUGGUGUCUCACGCCACUCAGCAGAGACUGCAGAACCUUUUAGAGAAAGUCACCGUCAUUGCACAGCAAAAGAACAUGAACUAUAAGGAGGAUGCACGGUUCGAGCAGAUGACUGAUGUUCGCGCACAGCUGAAGUUCUUUGAACAGCUGGACCAGCUGGAAAAACAGAAGAAGGAAGAGCAGGAGAGGGAAAUUCUAAUGAAGGCAGCCAAGUCUCGGUCUCGGCAGGAGGACCCAGAGCAGUUGCGGUUGAAACAGAAGGCCAAAGAGAUGCAACAGCAGGAACUCGCUCAGAUAAGACAGAGAGAUGCCAACCUGACAGCGCUGGCUGCUAUCGGACCCAGGAAAAAGAGGAAACUUGAUUCGCCUGCUCUCGGCACUGACGCAGAGGGUUCCGGGUCUUCAGCGAGCUCGUCUGCGGGUUUGAGUGGCGGCGCGUCACGGCAGUUCACCCGCCAACGCAUCACACGCGUAAACCUCAGGGAUCUGCUGUUCUGUCUAGAGAACGAGAAAGAAAGCACCCGCUCCCAGCUGCUCUACCGGGCUCUGCUCAAAUAGCAGCUCGAUUAGAGAGCAGUGCUCACAUGAACGUCUGAUUACGGAGCAGAAUAAUUACAGUGCGGCGCUCCGGUCGCAGCUCCAUUUCAGAGCAGUGCUCAAAUAGAAGGUGGAGUAGAGAGCACUACAGCACAGCCUGAUUACAGAGCAGAGUUCAGACAGCGGCGGCUCUGUCGAGCUGAUGGGCUGCGUUUCAACAGCAGCGUCUCUGACGAAUGCGGCUCCACUGGAUGCUGCGUUAAUAGCGAAUCCUCUACUGUGCACAGCUCGAGUAGCGGAAAGCGUACGGCAGCGCUGCUCACAUAGCGACCUGGCUCUACUGCUCCGUCUCGCGUCCAGCCGUCGUCUUCUCUCCUCCCGGUGUGUCAUCUUAUCUUUGUCUUUCUUUCUCAUGCCAUCUUUGUAUCAGUUUCGCUCUCAUCCAUUGUUUUAUCUACACUCUUUGCUAACUUAGUCAUUCAAACUCCCACACUCUUUCUCAAGGUCUCUUACUCCUGUCCGCCUUCCCCCCCCCCAGCUCACUCUGUUCCACGUUGUUUUUAGCUUCCCUGUGCUCUCGAUUUUAAUCUAAUGAAAAUGUGUCUAAAGAAAUUUGCAGUUAUAUAUUCAUUGUUUUUCUUAGAGGGUGGCUUUGUAAUGUGCAAAUUGCCGAUGUAAGAAAAAAAAAAAGAAAAAAAAAAAGAAGAGAA
This is a messenger RNA of Ictalurus punctatus (channel catfish), 4109 nucleotides long. It is a transcript of the gene taf4, whose product is annotated as TAF4A RNA polymerase II, TATA box binding protein (TBP)-associated factor. The transcript has 16 exons. Gene Ontology annotation, molecular function: RNA polymerase II general transcription initiation factor activity; protein heterodimerization activity; DNA binding. The record is from RefSeq and is a predicted model, not a curated record. Gene Ontology annotation, cellular component: transcription factor TFIID complex. The coding region runs from base 670 to 3420 and encodes 916 amino acids. Gene Ontology annotation, biological process: transcription initiation at RNA polymerase II promoter; DNA-templated transcription. NCBI's taxonomy places the organism in Eukaryota, Metazoa, Chordata, Actinopteri, Siluriformes, Ictaluridae.